AGUGACGCAGCCGGCUUGGAGCUCGCGGGAAAAGCGCGCGGGCGCGGGGUUUUCAAGCUUCCAGAGGAGGUGAAUCUGGGUCGUCAUGAGCCUCUGGGUGGACAAGUAUCGGCCCACCUCCCUGGGGAGGCUGGAUUAUCACAAGGAGCAGGCGGCUCAACUGCGGAACCUGGUACAAUGCGGGGAUUUCCCUCAUCUCUUAGUGUAUGGACCAUCGGGUGCUGGGAAAAAGACAAGAAUUAUGUGUCUCCUGAGGGAACUAUAUGGAGCUGGAGUGGAAAAGCUAAGGAUUGAACAUCAGACCAUCACAACCCCAUCUAAGAAGAAAAUUGAAAUCAGCACAAUUGCAAGUAAUUACCAUCUUGAAGUCAACCCUAGUGAUGCUGGAAAUAGUGACCGGGUAGUAAUUCAGGAACUCUUGAAAACAGUGGCACAAUCACAGCAACUUGAGACAAGCACCCAAAGAGAAUUUAAAGUGGUUUUACUGACCGAAGUUGACAAACUUACCAAAGAUGCUCAGCAUGCCUUACGUAGAACUAUGGAAAAAUAUAUGUCUACUUGCAGAUUAAUACUGUGUUGUAAUUCUACAUCAAAAGUAAUACCACCUAUUCGGAGUAGGUGCCUUGCAGUUCGUGUUCCUGCUCCCAGCAUUGAAGAUAUUUGCCAUGUGUUGUCCACUGUGUGCAAGAAAGAAGGUCUCAAUCUUCCUUCAGAGCUGGCUCAUAGGCUUGCAGAGAAAUCCUGUAGAAAUCUCAGGAAAGCCCUGCUUAUGUGUGAAGCCUGCAGGGUGCAACAGUAUCCUUUUACUUCAGAUCAAGAUAUCCCUGAGACAGAUUGGGAAGUAUAUCUGAGAGAGACUGCAAAUGCUAUUGUCAGUCAGCAGACUCCUCAAAGGCUACUUGAAAUUCGUGGACGACUUUAUGAGCUAUUAACUCAUUGUAUUCCUCCUGAAAUAAUAAUGAAGGGCCUUCUCUCAGAACUUUUAAAUAAUUGUGAUGGACAACUGAAAGGUGAGGUUGCACAGAUGGCAGCUUACUAUGAACAUCGUCUUCAACUUGGCAGCAAAGCCAUUUACCACCUUGAAGCGUUUGUGGCAAAGUUCAUGGCGAUUUAUAAGAAGUUUAUGGAAGAAGGAUUAGAAGCCAUGAUGUUCUAAAGUCUUUCAAUCAGUAGCACUUCCCAGCAUGUCCUAACAUUGAUGUUUUUCAUAUACAAUUUAUGUUGGUAGCACUAUGGGUCAAAUAAAUUCAUAUUAAUCAUCCUGUUUUUUUAAUAUUAGUACCCGUGUGAAGUAUUUGUCAUCAUCUAGAAAUAAAACAAUUGCUUCUAGACCAUGUAGUCUAAUGGAAGCCUAUAACUAUGGUGUAAAAAAGCCAGGGUAAUGAUCCUUUCUACUAUUAAUAAAUUGUUACAUGACAUUGAGUUAGAUGUGAAUUGUUUUGUGUUCCUUGAUUUUAUUAGCCUACUCUUGCAGGAGGAUUUAGCCUUGAAUUUUGGCUCUGCCAUUUGCUAUCUGUGCGACAUUGGUCAAGUCACUUAAUCUCUCUGAGGCUUGACUUUCUUUUUAAUAAAAUGAUGGGGUUGAACUAUCUGACCAUCGUUUUCUGGCAUAUCAUUAUUUAUCAUGGCUAUGUGAGUGUUUGCAAGCUAGGACUAGUCACUGAACCAAUAUCUUGUAUUUUUCCCUGGAUGAAGAAUUAGAACUUUGUGGUAACAGGUAAGAAUUGACAUCUAAAUUGCAAAAAAAAAAUGGCAUUUAUUAGCAGUAGAGUGGAUUAUGGAAAAGUUGAGUGUAUGGUUGCCAAUCUAGACUAUAAAAAAGGAGCAGAGAUUGAAAUAGAUCCUUAAAGAUUCAAGUUUGUAUUAUUUAGCUAUUUAGUAGUUGAUUUGCAUUUUAAAAACUGGUAAAAAUGACAUGAUACAAAUAUGAAACAUUGCAUAUAAUUAAUUUUUUUGGUUCAGAAUACAUUCCAAAAGAGGUGAAGUUUUAGAAAUAUAUUUUUUAGAAGUGUUUGCAAGCUUUGCCCUGUACAACAUUUUUCUUAAUAAUUUAAAUGAAAGUAUAGAAAACAUGCUGAUUGGUGACAAAACCGGGGAUGGAUUUAUAAGACUAACAACAGACUCGGGAUUAAAAAAAGAACUUGGUAGACACAGCUAAAUCCCAUGAAAUGAAAUUAAAGAGUGAUAAAAACACAAAGUUCUAUAAUCAAGUUUUUAAAAUCAAGUAACUUAAGAACAUGAUAGGAACAUGCUUGGCAGAAGCUCGUGUAAAGGGUGAAUUGAAGAUUUUAGCUGACUAUCAUGUGGCUGUUUUUUUAAAAGUCCAAGGCAGCUUUAGGUUACAUUAAUAAAGAUAUAUUUUCCACUUGAUAUGGGUAAAAGUCAUACUGUACUUGGUGCUAGUCAGACCACAUCAGGAGUACUGUGUUUAGUAUGGGUUGUUAUACAUGCUUUAUGGAGUUUGGAGGGAAUCCAGUAUGGUGAGGCUGCUGGAAACCACUUCUUGAAGAAUGUUGGAGAGAACCAGGAAUGAUUAAAGAAAAGUAGGGAAAGAUGAAAUUCAAAUAUUUUGAGAACUGUCACUUGAAAGUAGAAGUAAGCAUUUUUUAUUCAGAGAUCAAAACUAGGACCAGCUAUAAAGAAAAGCUUUCCAGUAAUUAGAACUGUUCAAGAAUAAAGUUAGAAUAUCUUCGGAAGAUGGUAGAGGGAGAAGUUUCCUAAGUGCUAAUCCCACCGCUCCCCCCAACACCUCAUACACACCAUGUCAAUGUAAGUAAAAAAAAAACAAAACAAAACUGCAAAUUCAGAAAACAGUAAUGACAAAAGAAUAGUAAAAGAAUCUUCUGCAAUUUUGUAAGGCAACUCUUACAGAAAAAAUAAGCAAAGACCAAUUCCCUGGCUCAUUCCAGAAGCUUUCACCUAUGCUAUGCACAGAAUGACCUUAGAAUCCUUAUGGCUGCUUAAUCUUAGACACUUGCCUUUUGGAAUUUACCCCUUUGCUGUUUUGUAAGAACAUUCCUGUUCCAAGGAUAUCUCCAGGAUAAGUAGGACUGAUGGCUCUGGGGCACUCCUGGAACAUCUCCCCUGCUUUCCCAACUUCCUUAGUCCCUACACUGGCAUGAUGUCACCCUAUGAUACAAGAAGCUGCUUUGAUUUUAGGUACCUGGCUGUCAGAGUUAACCCUUGGUUGUUUCACAGUGAUUUAAAUUUGGAGUUUCUUUUUUUUGUGUGUGUUCUGCAGAUUCUCUUAAUAUGAACUUUGCCAUUUAUUUCCAAUGUUACUCGGCAACUUUUCUGUUUGAAUUUUUGUAGUAUGAUAUUCAUAUUUUCUUUUUCAUUACUUUUUGGGAAGACCUGUAAUUCUUACAUUAUCCAUUUGCUGAUAUCAUCAAGUUAAGUAUUCUUGUUUUGUAGUCAUCUUUCAAUCUUGUUUUUAAAAUUUUGUUCUGUGAUUUUAUUUUCCGUAGAGGCAUUGUGGCCUAGGCAAUAAAGAACUAUUUUUAAAGCC
This is a messenger RNA of Trichosurus vulpecula (common brushtail), 3508 nucleotides long. RefSeq names its product replication factor C subunit 3 (gene RFC3). NCBI's taxonomy places the organism in Eukaryota, Metazoa, Chordata, Mammalia, Diprotodontia, Phalangeridae. Gene Ontology annotation, molecular function: DNA binding; DNA clamp loader activity; ATP hydrolysis activity. Gene Ontology annotation, cellular component: DNA replication factor C complex; nucleus. The record is from RefSeq and is a predicted model, not a curated record. The transcript is spliced from 9 exons. Gene Ontology annotation, biological process: DNA-templated DNA replication; DNA repair. Bases 86 to 1156 code for a protein of 356 amino acids.